UAUCCUUGCCACACACUCUCAUCAGUGAUCACCUACAACAACAAUACACAAUUUUCGUAGAAGUAAAGAAAUUUAGUCGAUGGAGAGCAAGAUGGUGAUUGUUUUUGGCUUUGUAGUUGCAGUAUUUUUGCAGAGUGCGGCAGCGCAGACAGGACAUGUGGUGGGAGACAGCAUAGGUUGGACCAUCCCUCAAUCUAGUGCACAAGAGUAUGUCACUUGGGCUGCAAGUAACAAGUUCGUAGUUGGUGAUACUCUGGUUUUCAACUUCGCCACCAACGCACACGAUGUACAAGAAGUACCCAAAGCAUCUUUCGACUCAUGCAGUUCCGAAAACCCAAUUGGCACAGCCAUCACAACUGGCCCAGCAAACAUCACAUUCACCUCCGCAGGCGACCACUACUACAUCUGCACUUAUGGCCGCCAUUGCCAGUCGGGACAGAAACUAGCCAUCACCGUCUCAGCUGCCUCCCCAGGUGCCGCACCUUCUGUGCCGCCACCGCCCUCUACAACUAACACCCCUCCAACUACCCCUUCCCCCACAUCAAACGACCCUGCUGCUUGUGAACCUGUCCCGGCUCCAUCGCCUUCCAUGAGUGGAGUACCCACCGUGAACACCACCCCUGGGUCGCUGCCUCCGUUGGGUUCUUCUUCACAUGUUGUUUUAGCUAGCUUCGUUUUAUCCUCCUUGGCUCUUGUCGUGGGUUUGUUCUUUUAGGUGCAGUAGACAUCGGCAUUUGGUCAUCCAAUAAUUUUUUGGGGUCUUUUGAUAUGGGUCCAAUUGGACUAAAAAUUGGACCUAUUUCAAAAGUCAAAAGUCACUAAAACGAGACAUCGGCUUUCUUACUUACCAUAUUGGUCAUCCAAUAUUAUCUUUUUUAUAUUUUUUCUUUCUUGAUAGGGCAGGGUAAAUAGUUAUUUAUUUUAAUCUCUUUUUUAUUUUUGUAUCGGUUUUGUAUAACAGAACCGUGAUGAUUUUUUGGAGUGUGCUAUUAAUAAAGGAAAUCUUGUAGUUGAAAAUAAUGUUAUGCACUAUGUUGGAACUUCGAACGUUAAA
This is a messenger RNA of Malus domestica (apple), 1054 nucleotides long. RefSeq names its product cucumber peeling cupredoxin-like. Lineage: Eukaryota; Viridiplantae; Streptophyta; Magnoliopsida; Rosales; Rosaceae. Gene Ontology annotation, cellular component: plasma membrane. The record is from RefSeq and is a predicted model, not a curated record. Gene Ontology annotation, molecular function: electron transfer activity.